This is a messenger RNA of Malus domestica (apple), 978 nucleotides long. The record is from RefSeq and is a predicted model, not a curated record. Lineage: Eukaryota; Viridiplantae; Streptophyta; Magnoliopsida; Rosales; Rosaceae.
CCUUUAAUACGUACCCUUACAGAUGACAUCCAGCGGCGGGACUAUCAAGCUUUCUUCGCUGCUGUAAGGAGGGGUGAUUGGAAUGAAACGAAGUUGUUUCUUGACCAACACGCCGAUGCAACAGGACGAAAGGAUUCAAUGGGGACAGCUCUUCACAACGCAGUAUUAAUGGGGCACGAGCAAAUUGUGGAAGAGCUGGUGAAGUUGAUGACGGAGAAAGAAUUGGAGAUGCAAUCUAGCGACGGUUGGACGGCUCUUGCUUAUGCUGCUAGAGACAACCUCAAGAUGGUUACAUGCAUGGUUACGAAGAACACGAAACUACUUGGUAUUGCCGUAGAGGGCCGCCAAAUGACUCCGAUUCUCAUCGCUGCUAUGUAUGAUCGAUGGGAUAUAGCUCGGUACCUCUACUCCCACCCUGAUUUCCCAUUGCAAGAUCUAGUGGCAUUUAAAGGCGCUUACGGCUCUCAGCUUCUUGCCUUUUGUCUUUUUGCCAAACAAUUUGAUUUUGCAUGGAUGCUACUUCAGUGUAUCCCAAUGUUGGCAUAUACUCGAGGCCAAGGAAGAUACUCCCCUGUGUCUGCAAUUGCUAAUGUGCCCUCUGCAUUUCGGAGUGGAAUGUCUCUCAAAUUCUGGCAAUCGUUGAUCUAUAAAUGUGUACACAUAGAAGAUGCUGAUUCAUCAUCAGGUUUUUAUAUAAAUGUUAAAAGUCAAGAAAAUGAACAAUGCAAUCAAGGGAAUAGCACAGGAAUCAACCGCAUUCGUGAUCUGAAAUUGAUCCAUUGUCGGUCACGCCAAAUUUUGGACUUCAUGUGUGACGAGAUAAAACAGUUGACUGAUGAAGAAAUGAGGGAUGGCCUUGUGUAUGAAGCAGUAUACAGUGCUGUCCAAAAUGGGAUUGUUGAGGUCGUUAUUGAUCUAUGUGAAGCCAGACCAGAAUUAUUGUUCAGAGGCUUAGAGGACGGAAAGAACAUAUUUUAG